UUAUAUCUACUACAACGCGACAGCCUUUCAACAAGUUCUUUUCUCUUAACUAUGUAUGACGCUUUUUAACUAUGUAUGUCGAUCCUACAGCUACAUGUAUAAAACUCGCGCUUUAUCUUCCUGUUUACCACUGUUCAUGAAGCAAAUCAAGUAGGCUCACCCCAAAUACGAUUUGACAUUUCAAAGGGGAGCAGCUUCCACAGUACGCUAAAAUGUCACCGACAAUAUCAUUUUGUUUGGUGAUGUCGAUGUUGACGGCAGCAAAAAGCACGACAAACACGUACAAGAUUGCUAGAGAAAGCCAUUCGUUAAAAUCGAUGGAGAACGAAAAUUUGAAGAUUAUCUUGAAUUAUGUUCGAAACAAGCAAGAAUUCUGUCCGCCGAUAUUUUCUCUCGUCUUCUCCGAUAUUCAAUCCAACUUUGUAGAUCUUGUAUCAAAAUACAUAGCAAGUGAGUCGAUUGUCAGUUACAAAAUCACGAUGAAUGAUCUCUCGCAGAAGUACACAUGGCAGAAUCGCAUCGAUCUCACGUGGAUCUUCUUCAUCGACAAUAUUAAUCUUUUGAAAUUUUUCAUGCGCGAAAACUACAUAUGGAAAGCUACCAAUCAGUAUCUGGUGAUCAUUACUGCUCCAAUCCCAUUGUCGCGCGACAUUUUUCAGACGAUUUGGAAAACUUACAGUGUCUACAGAAUCAUCUUUGUCUCAAUAGAAGAUGAUUUUCGAUGUCUAAGCAGAUAUCUACCGUUUGACAAGAAUCGGCAGAACGAGUAUGGUGUUGUGCGCAAGAUUUGUUUAACGAAUCGAACAAACAAUAUUGAGCUUUACACAAACUUCGAGAAUCUAAAUGGAUAUCCUAUACGUGUAAUUGUGUUCCGAUCACUGAUGAUGGAUGUUACGUUCGACAAGGAUACGAAGACAAACGAGUACAAAGGAUUGGACGCGAACGCGAUGGUUUUAUUGGAGAAAUCGAUGGGGGCUCAUUUUAACAUCAACGUGCUUUCAACCAAUUUCACUAAAGCGAAUUGGCAAGAUCCCUUUCAUAGUAGUCUUCAAUAUAUCGAGGACAAUAAUGCGGAAAUUAUCAUUACCAGUUUCUUCAUCCAUCAAUAUCAUGAAUAUCAAAGGUACGAGUUUACAGCCAGCGUUUACGAGGAUAAACUGUGCUUGAUUGCACCCACCGCUGGCUUUAUUCCUAAGUCAUACAUGCCGAUAAUGCCAUUCGCCUCCGAUUUAUGGACGGCUCUCGCGAUAUACAAUGUUCUCGUGUCCGUCUUGUGGUUCCUUAUCAAGUACUACAGCGGAUCGUUUCGCCGACAAGAGACCGUCCUACUUCCUUUAACGAGGGUGGAAUUUGUUUUUUCACAACGAUCGAAUUUACCACCAAGGAUACAUCCUUAUAUUGAGUCAUGUUUCGAUCUCGUCGAAACCUCGUGUUAUCCGUUGAAGGAGAACGGUGGUCCAGGUAGCAUGUCUCAGCGAGCCUUCUUAUUCGGCACCCUCUUCUUCGGACUCAUCAUCGUCGAUCUCUACCAAAGCUACCUCGUGUCCGGCUUGAGCAAUCCUUUCCAUUAUCCGGAGCUGAACACUUUGGAGGAUGUCGCCAACUCGAAUCUCACCAUUGUUACGAAAUAUCGCAAUUUGAAGGAGCACACCUUCGCGGAGAAUACUACGCUGGAUAAAAAGUUACGCAGUAAAACGAAAAUAAUAAUUUCCGACAAACCGAUCAACGACUUGGUGGCUUUUGGCAAGAAGGUAAUCGCCAUCGCUCGUUACUCUUCGACCAAACUGGACGAUCUCUCCAAGUACUUCGAUGCGGACGGUAACGAGUUACUUCAUCGAGUCGAGGAGUGCCCAACUACUUAUCUAUUGUCCUACGUAAUGAGCUUGCAUUCACCGUAUCGGGACAGAGUCAAUGUAUUGCUAUUACGAAUGCAGCAAACGGGCCUCAUUAAUCUAUGGUAUGAAAAUAUGACAUAUCCGAUAUAUAUAAUUAAGCAGAAAAGAAAGGUGGACAAGAAAGAGAGAAAAAUUCAAUUGAACAUGGAGCAUUAUUCUCUUACGUUUAUCGGACUUUCAAUUGGUUUAUUUUUCUGCACCGUCAUAUUCCUAGCGGAAUUGUACUUCGCCAAGAAAUCAUAAUCGCACAUAAGAGAGGGGAGUUCUUUAUCUAAUAUCGCAAAACUAAUUAUCUCUACCAUCUAUCCAUCUACUGUCUCUUUACAUUAAGGAUAAGACAAAAGUGGUAAAGUUAUUAAGAUUUGAGAUUAAUGUUCUCGUCUUAAAUUCAUAUCGUCUAGAAUAUUGAACAGAAAUAUGAUA
Camponotus floridanus (Florida carpenter ant) is the source of this 2318-nucleotide messenger RNA. RefSeq lists its product as uncharacterized. Lineage: Eukaryota; Metazoa; Arthropoda; Insecta; Hymenoptera; Formicidae. The transcript has a single exon. Bases 213 to 2138 code for a protein of 641 amino acids. The record is from RefSeq and is a predicted model, not a curated record.